This is a messenger RNA of Penicilliopsis zonata CBS 506.65, 198 nucleotides long. RefSeq lists its product as hypothetical. The transcript has 2 exons. The record is from RefSeq and is a predicted model, not a curated record. The annotation marks the transcript as partial. Lineage: Eukaryota; Fungi; Ascomycota; Eurotiomycetes; Eurotiales; Aspergillaceae.
AUUAACAAGAUAUAUAGCUUGAGGGAAAUAUAUCAUGACAAGGGGCUCGUUUUCCCCGAUGACUUUGAUUCCACGCAGACAGUACCGCCCAUUCAUUUCGUUGAAGUCUCCGCUCCAGAUGAUGUGGAUAUCGACGAUCUGAAAAGGGUCAAAGUGCCUGAUGGCCUGACGAUUGAGAUUCACGAUUAUCACUUCUAA